AGCUAGCUGUGGUGUUAGCUGCAGCGGCUAACCCCGCGCAUAUUCCCCGCUGCCUAAUCUUAAUGUUUACAUUGCCCGGUAAACCGAUGGCUUGACUAAAUGACUUCCGCUAACUAACCAAUUGGCGCAGCCUUGACGCGGAAGUGAGGAUCAAUUAAACGGGGACUCAAAGCAGCUGUGCAGACAUGAGCGACGCGGCGGAGGAAGCGAUGGACAGCUCCGUGGGAUCUGAGGAGGACGUUGAGGAUCAGCAGGAGACAGUGCUGGAGGAUGAGACGAGUCCAAACAAAAAUAGCUCCAAGAAGUCUGCUGUGGGUGAAAUCAUCGAAGGGAAGCGAGUGAAGAAGACUGUGGAGAGACUGGAUCUCCAGGCGCCAAAAACCAAAGAGAAGUUGAAGAUCGGAGAUGGCAGUGGAGAUAAACUAGGAGACAUCCCUCGAACCAAUCAUCAGAUCACCAGGAUGAAGCUGGUGGAUCUGAAACAGCUGCACAUGCUCCUGUUUGACAGACCGGGAAAGAUGGCCACACUCAAGAAGAACCUGCGGCUGUUCAACGGCUUCCCUUUUGACGUCGACAGCGAGCAAUACAACAAGAAACGAGAAAAGCUUCUCAAAAACUCCAGCUUCACCAACACCAAGCUGAAGGUUGUCUGCACUGUUCUGGAUCUGGAGAAGAAAGGAACCCACUCUGAUCUGAUUGACCGGAUUCUGACCUUCCUCAUUUCCCCAAAGAACAGCGGGAAGCCUGUUCCUGUGAAGAAGAAGAGGAAAUCAAAGAAGAAGUUAACUGGCGAUGACUCAAAGGUUAAAACCAAGAAGAGUAAAUCUAAAGCCAGGAGCUCCUCAUCUAGUCCCAAAAAGUCCAAGGCAGGAAGUAAAUCUAAAGCCAUUGUCAUGGACUCCAGUAGCGAUGACGAUGGUGAAGAGGAAGAUGAGAAAGCAGGAGCUUCAGCAGAGGCAGAGGGAUCAGACGGUGAGGAAAAGCCAUCCGAGAGGGAGGAGGAGCGCUCUGAUGGGUCAGAUGAGUCUUCUGAAGAAGAGGAGGAGAGUAAAGAGUCCUCCGAGCCCAAGUCAGACAGAGGGCAGAAGAAGAAGAAGGCUCCAGCAAAGCGGCAGCAGACACCAGCAAAGAAGACCGGUCCUCGUAAAAAGAGAGCCAAGAUGGGAACUUCAGAGGAGUCCGACAGCAGUGAAGCUGAGAAGCCAAAGAAGAAGAAACUUGCUGCCAAAACCAAGAAGGCUGACAGCAGCAGCAACAGCAAGGCUAAUGCAGCAGAGGACAGCUCAGAUGAGAACGAGCCGCUCAUCCGAAUGAUAAAGAGAUCUCCGAGUGAUGAGCAGCUGAACGACACAGUCCGGAGUCUCUUGAAAAAUGCCAACCUGGAGGAGAUGACCAUGAAGCAGAUCUGUCAGAGGGUGUUCGACACAUAUCCAGAACACGACCUGAGCACCAGGAAGGACUUCAUCAAACAGACAGUCAAAUCUCUCAUCACAUGAAGAUCCUGCUGAGGACCUCCAAGAUGUUCCGAGUAUUCCUGUUUUUCCUGUGUGACGUCAUUGUUUUCAUACAAAGCUGUUUUAUACCUGAAUGUUUUUAGGGUGUGUUUGUUCUUUCUGAAGGAGGGGAACUAAUUAUUUCUUUUUAAAACUACAACAAAAGUUAAAGGUGAGCAGCAGGAAAAGGUUUAAUCAUUUUAUCUUUUUAAACUGGUUGUCAGAACAUUUAUUUGCUUUCAUCACAUAGUUACUGGAAAAACAGACGAUUGUUUCUGAAUAGACAUUUUCAUUUUGAUCAUUUGCAUGUUUUGUUUUUACAUUCUGAUUAAAAAGAACUUUUUCUAACAAA
Nothobranchius furzeri (turquoise killifish) is the source of this 1845-nucleotide messenger RNA. RefSeq names its product DEK proto-oncogene (gene dek). Gene Ontology annotation, biological process: chromatin organization; regulation of double-strand break repair. NCBI's taxonomy places the organism in Eukaryota, Metazoa, Chordata, Actinopteri, Cyprinodontiformes, Nothobranchiidae. The record is from RefSeq and is a predicted model, not a curated record. Gene Ontology annotation, cellular component: nucleus. Gene Ontology annotation, molecular function: histone binding; DNA binding.